AUGCACGAGCCAAAAGGUCUCAAUGUGCCCAAAAUCACACUCCAUGGCAGGGCUGUGCCAGCCUGCCUCCCAGGAGGACCUAUUAAAAGGAGAGUCGACGUCGUCCAGCAAAAGUUCAACCUCCUUGACACUUUUCAGCUUGUCAAUAAGCUCAAACAAGAAGUUCGAGACAUAUCCCUUCAAGCAGGGAACUGCCAGCCGCCUCGGCAUCAACAUCGUGGCAAUAUGAUCAACAACGACCGUGUGCAGCGGUGCUGGAAUCGGCGGUGGGCCGACGGCUGUGUCGUAGGUCUUGGAGGCACGGAGGGCGCGCAGUCUGCGGGGAAGGCGAUCGCUAUCCCACUGCGUAUGGGUGGUGAUGAAGGGUGAGUACGGGUGGGUUUGGGUUGGAAUGGUAGAGAGUUCCAUUCUAUCUUUUAGGCAGCUGCCUUCGUUGCCUGUCGCCUUGCCAAUAUCUCAUAGGCGGCCCAUGACAUCAUGGGAUAUACACUACUAACAAGUCUCCGUGGUCUCCAACGGCACGAACGGCCAGUCUUGAUAAUCUUAUCCGGAUAAGUCCUCCUCCUCUCCUCCCACCACUGAUCCAGCCACUCAUCCCACCUAUCCCAUCUAACUCUGUCGCCGCCAUUCUCGGCAUCAAUCCCCCUCGCAAGCGACGUAAACCUCCC
Molecule: messenger RNA, 668 nt
Organism: Podospora pseudocomata
Lineage: Eukaryota; Fungi; Ascomycota; Sordariomycetes; Sordariales; Podosporaceae
Exons: 4
Coding region: 1-369 (122 amino acids)
Source: RefSeq, a predicted model, not a curated record